AUGGUGAAGAAGGUGGAAAUCCAUGCACGGGUGCUGCGCCCCGGCGAGUCGAUAGCUCUCAGCUGCAAGUUUUCAGAGUUUGAGAUUGUGCUGUUCCGCCCGAGGCACCACGAUCGCACCAAACUCGCAAAGGCUUCCGCACUGAAAGCAGAGGUGACUGACAUUUCGCCUGUUGGAGACUCUUCUCAAGACUUCAUAAACCACGCAAGCGGCGCCAACAUCGCCACCAGCAAGUCAACAAUCCCGACCUCAUCAACGGGGAAUGAUGCAGGGCCCGCCGAAAAGAAAAGUGCUACCGGGUACUCGAUCUUGCGUCCCUCUGCGCUGGGGCUGAGGGACGCCAGCGGGAUAGUCGACGUCGACGAUCCGAGUGGGGCCCCUUUCGCACCGAGAGCGGUGGAGGGAGGGAAUGAGGUGAAAGCCCUGACCGACAUAGGCGCGGAUGCCCCGCUCUUUUUUGAUACGGCAGUGUGCAUUUUCUACGACGGGGUAAGUAAAAUGGACUACGUUUCCACAGGGCGCACCACCACCGAUUCCAAGGGACUUUAUUACAAACCGCACCUUGUCGUGCUGGGAACGGAGCCGGCCCCAGGUGGCUACUGCAACUUCAACAUUACCGGACCCAAAGGAGAGCCCUUGGGAGACGGCCAGGAUGACGCGUUCGACGAGGACUGCGGCGUCUUUGUCAAUCGCGCCGCCACGAGCAACGGACCCGUUGCCAUGGCAGCCGCGGACGGUGUGGAGGUGAAUCUGCGUCGCCUCGACACGUGCGCUGGGUUUCUUGUUUCUGCAACACUGUUCUCACAGGACAGGUGCUUGAGCCGGGAGCGCAAUGUGUUCUACAUGGUGAGGCGGGCGAGGAGCUCGACGCCGCUCUGCCUGGUGCCGCUGUGUAUUUACAGCACGCUCAGCAGCAGCUGCGUCUCUCUGAUGGUUCGCAAGGUUAGGGUUCACGGGGAGACUACGUGGGAGCUCGUGAACGUGAGCGAACCCCUGCUGUGUAAGGACGUGAAGGGUCUCAUCUUGAAGCUUCAAGAGCGAGGCUUAGCGGAUCCAGCUCAUUUUGCACGCGACUAUGAGGUGAAAGCUGUGGCUAACCGAGGUGGGGAUGGCAGCAGCGUAGGCACAGAGGAGGAUGUGGCCAGUGGCAGUGGGCAAAGCAGCAGCAGCGAGCUGCACGCCUCAGCCUCGCAUAAGCGUCUCAGCUAUACUUUUGAGCAGGAGCAGAGUCUGACGUCUAUGCGUGCAUCGCUGACAGGUGAGCGUCACUGCCCACCCCCACAUAACCGUAGCAGCCGCACCUUCUCCACUUUACUCAGCGACGUGCCGCGAGUGGUCCGAGAGGGGAGACGCCAAUACAACGUUGGCAGAUCUCACGUGCAGACAAACUUAUUUGACGGGGACACUUCUGAAGAGGACGAAGUGCUUGACGACGCGAUGCGGGCGGUGGUGCCCCGCUACGCAGAUGCCUCCCUUGUGCGGUACGAGCACGGCGCCUACAACAUCGGGUCAAGGGUGGGGAACCUUGUUACGCACUACGUCAGCCAUCGUGAGACGUACGGCUUCGAUGCGGCCAGUCAGCGUUUGGCCCGUGGCGGGCGGCUAGGAGGUUCGAGAGACGAGCUGCUUCCAUCUCUCGGUGCGCCGCGAGCGCGCUCCUCGGGAGACUUGGUGACACUGCUUCCGGCGCUCGAUCGCUGCCAGCCAGAUGAUAGCGAGUUUGCUGCAAGACCCGAGCUUCCCGCAGACCUCCUGCUCACUUCGCUAGACAGGCAACUUGCUGCCAGAGCGCAGCAGCACAGCAGCUCCAUAAACGCGAAUAUGAAGAAGCGGCGAAGCACAGUCGGGCGAGCCCGCCAUAGCUCGUCGCUUCGAAGGUCAAGGCGUCGCAAGGGGAGCAAGCGGUCUCCUUCAGCGCGUGCUAGUGGAAGGAGCCGAUCGCAUGCGAAGAAGAAGGGAGGCGGGAAGAAAACUAAGGGGACGCGUGGGUCGGAGUCCGCGUCUGGUAUCCCAGGGCAUCGCAGCGUGAGUGCAAGCCCCCAGCGCUCCUCGUCGUCCUCAUCGGCGCACAAGCUGAAGGCACGGAAAAUGCAAAGCCGCGUUUCAAGCGGCAAGUCCUGA
This is a messenger RNA of Leishmania mexicana MHOM/GT/2001/U1103, 2121 nucleotides long. RefSeq lists its product as hypothetical. NCBI's taxonomy places the organism in Eukaryota, Euglenozoa, Kinetoplastea, Trypanosomatida, Trypanosomatidae. The record is from RefSeq and is a predicted model, not a curated record. The transcript has a single exon. Bases 1 to 2121 code for a protein of 706 amino acids.